Anopheles funestus (African malaria mosquito) is the source of this 2190-nucleotide messenger RNA. It is a transcript of the gene toy, whose product is annotated as paired box protein Pax-6. The transcript has 4 exons. The coding region runs from base 432 to 1733 and encodes 433 amino acids. Lineage: Eukaryota; Metazoa; Arthropoda; Insecta; Diptera; Culicidae. The record is from RefSeq and is a predicted model, not a curated record. Gene Ontology annotation, molecular function: RNA polymerase II cis-regulatory region sequence-specific DNA binding; DNA-binding transcription factor activity, RNA polymerase II-specific. Gene Ontology annotation, biological process: anatomical structure development; regulation of transcription by RNA polymerase II.
UUUCUAAAGCAGUUAUUCUCGUUAAAUAAGAACAAUCAAUGAAACAAUUUAAAAUACAAUUAAAAAAACCUAAUGUAAUGACAGAAGAGUAAUGUAAUCUUCACAACGUCCACGUUACACUGCAUGCACACAGAUGGGAUGUAGAUGGCGUUGUGCUAUAAAAAGCAAGUAAAAACCAGUUCCAGGCAAUAAAGAAAUGCACAAAAGGCGUCAUAGCAACCGUCUCAUGAUCCACUCAAUGUGACGUUUCGGGAGCAUUUUAAGAGCAGAAAUAAAUAUUUCAAUAAGCAAAAUGUUUUUCAUUGGCUUUUGAUAUGUAAAUUUCCGUUCUUUUUUUCUAUUUUGUAGCUCUUUUUUUUGCAAAAUGAAAUAAAAUUAGAUUAAUUUUAUAAGGCUAAAACCCUUCUAGAGGUUAGAAAACGGUUUGAGGAAUGCUGGAAGAAGAAAUGGGGAAGGAGAGAGUAACACAUGCGCACAGCAUCCAACUUCAGCAGCGAGCGCUUCAUCUUGUCCGGUCAAUUGGAGCAGUACGCCUAAAAGUAGGCAAACCCCCAAGCACACAAAGCAUCGUGUAUCGGCAGGUAAAACGGAAAUGGAACAGCAAAGACGUUAGCAGUGAAUGUGAUGGACUGUUUCAAUUGGUCAGGAAAUUGAAUGUCACUUUAUAUGGUGAAUUUAUAGUAAAGCGUACCAUUUCUUCUCAUACGCGCAUACACACGCACACCCUCCCGUUCCGUGCAUUCUCUUUCUCUCUUUCCACGAUUCGAUCAUCUGCACCACGUACCAUCAGUGUUCCGUUUGCAACGAUGCAAAUCCAGAGCAAUAUACAGAGCGUCAACUCCAUCUUCGGCUGCAACUCGUCCGGCCACAGUGGCAUCAACCAGCUUGGCGGUGUGUACGUGAAUGGGCGGCCGCUACCGGACUCGACCCGACAGAAGAUAGUCGAGCUAGCGCAUUCCGGCGCACGGCCCUGUGACAUCUCCCGCAUACUGCAGGUUUCGAACGGGUGCGUCAGCAAGAUACUGGGCCGCUACUACGAGACGGGUUCGAUCAAACCGCGGGCAAUCGGGGGCAGUAAGCCGCGGGUCGCCACUGCCGCGGUAGUGUCGAAGAUUGCAGAAUACAAAGCGGAAUGUCCGAGCAUUUUUGCGUGGGAAAUACGCGACCGUCUACUGUCGGAGGGCACCUGUAACAACGAUAACAUACCGAGCGUAUCAUCCAUUAACCGUGUGUUGAGAAAUCUGGCCUCCAAUAAGGAAACAUCAUCGCAAAGCAAUGAGACGGUGUACGAGAAAAUUAAGCUAUUCAAUAACACCAGCGGACACUGGACCUGGUGUCAGAAUAUUGGUAGCGGUCAGUUUAACUUUUCCUCCCAUCCCAUUCCACACCUGUCACUGAAAACUUCCACCGAGCAACCAUCAAAGCCAGCAAACUGCUGCCUGGAGGAGAUGAGUGACAAGUACUCGUCCGAAGACGACGAAGACUCCGAGCUGCGGUUGAAGCUGAAGCGCAAGCUGCAACGCAACCGCACCUCGUUCACGAACGAGCAGAUCGAAAACUUGGAACGAGCAGAAUUCGAGCGCACCCACUAUCCGGAUGUGUUUGCGCGGGAACGAUUGUCCGAGCGGAUUCAGCUGCCGGAAGCACGCAUACAGGUAAUUGUUCUGUACCCACACUGGUGUACAGUAUCGGGUAAUACAGGUAAUAUUGCAAUCCUUUCGAGUACCGUUUGAUAACCGAUAGCGCAUUUUGUGUGAGUACGGAUUGAAUUUAACAGUUAUUUAGGUAAGUAAAUGAGUAACGUAAACAGGUUAUGUAUAAGGCAGAUCUUCAGAGUGGAUCUCCAGAACACUUCAGAACAGAGCGGAAAGUAACGUAUUUUGGACCGAACUGUGGCGGGAUACUAAUGGUACAAGGUAAAUUACUAAUAAAUGAAGAUUGCUCUAAACAGAAAUGUCAACGAGACUGAAGAACACGUGAUCAGGUGUGACAGCUGUGAACUAGCCAGUACCUGAGAGUCGUACCUGGGAGAAAGUUGCUUACUUAAAGAAUGUAAAAUACUCCAACUACUAUCUAAAACUUUUUAAAAUAAUAGUAACUGAAGAACAAGCAAAUAAUAAACGUGUAUUAUUUAUUCCGUUACUGAAUGUUACCGAAGACAGAUGACAAGUCGGUAAAAUGGUUGACACC